AUUCACUAGACCUUGCAGCUUAUGACAAACGCGCACGCAAAGAACAACGGAAGGAUAUAGGUCGAAUUUUUUUUUUGCAUUUGCGUCUUAGCAAAUGAGUUGGUGCAGUAUUACUUUGAUGUCCUUCAUUGUUUGAGAUGCAGUGAUUUGAGUGUUCCUAAGUAGCUCCAGCAAGAAGGCAGCAUGAGUGGUGCCUCAGUGGUACAAUAGGAAUGCCAUGAGACUCUGCACAGCAAAAUGUGGCCUGAUCACAAUAUGUGUGAUCCAGCUGCUGGCGACCAUCGAGCGGCAGGCGUUCGACUUCCUCAGCUACAUGUGGCUACCCAUCAUCGCCAACUUCCUGCAGAUGGUGGCAGUCAUCUUCGGCUUCUUCGGCGCGUACCAGCACAGAGUCCGCUACCUGCUGGUGUACGUGGUCUGGACGGUGGUGUGGCUGGGCUGGAACGUGUUCGUACUGUGCUUCUACCUGGAGGUCGGCCAACUGCAGAGGAGUAACGAGCUGCUCAGCCUGUACACGGGCGCCGCGCCCUUCUGGGAAGCCUCCGGACCGGGCUGUGUACCCGUGUACGCCACCAACGGUACGGUACCAGAGGAUCCGUUCCGGCCACCGCGGCCCAUCCGCGUGGACGGCUGCUGGCUGCCUGUGGAACACGUGGAGGCCCUGCAUGCCGGGAUUCACCUGGCACUGGCGGUGGCGGGCCUUAUCCUGGCUUUGUGUCUCGUCGUCGCCAGGCGUCGGGAGGACGACAGCUCUGCCAGCAAGCCACGGCCUCUCUCCCCGGCGUUCCACAUCGAGUACCGCCCGCACCGCGUGGAGGAGCGACCCGAGAGUCCAGCGGCGGUGCUGCCCUCCGGCGACCAGGCGACAGGGGCGGUCGGGGCCGCGCCCAUGACACCUAGGAAGAUUAAACGGCGGGCCAUGUCUCGCAGCUCGCAGCGGUCGUCAGGGCGCAGCACGCGCAGCGGCCGGUCGCGCUCCAGUCAGCGGCAGCGGCGGCACGCCAACCCCGUCACCCAGCUGCUAGACUCCUCCUCCAGCGAGCUGGCCGAGCGGGGCCACACCAACGCCGGCUACCUGUCCGGUGAGCCGCCGCGGCCUCCCAGCGUACACUCCAGUUAUAGCAACUACCACGGACAGCGGCGCGCCGGACCGUCGCACGCGCACGCCGCCGCAGCCGCUGCCGCCGUGGCCUCGGACUACGGCACGACGGGGACGCUAAGUGCGGGUCCGUCCGGCUACGGCCGCCGACCGGCCGCCGCCAGCCGCUACGGCAGUGAGUACAGCGACUACGGCCGGGCGGGCCCGCCUCCGUACGAGGCCGUGCCCAGCCUCACAGAGACUUCAAUGUGAAGGGACGAGAUGCGGGAUGGGAAGGGAUGGGAUGGGAAGACGGCUUGGCGGUGGGGUGGGUGGGUAGUGACGAGCCUUUCAAAGCAACAAGUGCUUUAACGGCUUCUCUUGGUGCAUAAUAUGCUCGUCUUCCCGUCAUUGUAACUCUUGAACAAACUUUGAUCUGUCGCUCGCUCGUUCAUGUACGUUUUGGAUCUGAUUUUGAGUGACGUAGCACCCCCAGUGUUCUCCCCUUUCUUUACACAUUUAUCUGUGUCUGUGAUGACUGUAGCGUUUCCCCGUCGUACGGAGGGGCUGUGCGCUCACUCAUGCGUAGAAUCAUGAUGAGUCUGCUCAUUGAGUCGCCGUGUGAGUCCUUAAAGUGACUCAGUCUGUGAAUCUGAAAGGAUAUUUGAUGCUGAUGUGUGCGCGCCUGUGUCAGUGUUCGGGUGGACCCUUGGACUGAUAAGGAUAUCUUUGGUCAUCUUUGAUGUGAGUCGGUAUCCCCCGCUCGCUAGCAUCCAUGACAGGCCAGCUGCUGCGCCAGUCUGUGCAGACUCAAUUUUGUCGAUAGAACCCCACGGGUACACACGAGAUAAGGCAUGAGCAGCCUCUCUGACAUAAGAUCGGCGAUCGAAUGCUUCAUGAGACUCGUGCUUGACAAUCAUACUAGAAAUCAAAUCGACCGCUAUUUGAAGCAGUUUUCUACGUAAACAUUUGUAGUUGCCAUUGGAUAUACAUAGGAUUAAUGGUUGAAACCAAUCUUAUCAGGUGCCCCAGAAUGAUUGUCUCGUUGCAGUAAUUGAUAUGCUUUAUAGGCCGCAACGCGUUUGUCCGGCACUUGAUCUUUUCUAUUACGUAUCGCGGCUACGCUGAUAGUGAGGAGUUUUAGACACUUUGACAGUUGUCAGUUUGGUUCUGAAGCCUGCAUCGUCCGUUCCAUAAUGGCGGCUCUCAUGUGCUAUAUGCAGGCGGCCAUGUUGAAUGGACGCGGCCGUAGGUUCAUCGCUAUUGAUCUGUGCCGCAGUCGUGGCGUUGUCUGUUGGUGUAUUGCUGUGCCCGAGCUGUUUCGAUCUGAUGUGUUCUGUCCCGUCCGAUAUCGACUUUGUGUCUGAAGGUCCAUGUCCUAAGCUCAGUCGCCCUAUUGACUUGCAUCCCAUGACAGCCUGUCAGUGUAGCUAGGCCAAACGGUCACUGUUCGUAGUGCGAAACUGCCGUAGUUAGGUGUCGUGAUAUCGCCCUUAGCGGCGAAACCCAUACUGUGGCCGUUCUGCGAGUGCCUUGCACGAUCUCCCUUAGCUUGGCGCAUAGAAGCGCGUUUGUAAUUUUCGAGGAGCCUGCUGUAUAGUUCGCCGGCGGCUACGCUGUGUGCCGCUAGGGUGCCGUUUUAGUAUACACACCAGUGUUCAUCACCCAUGUACCGUGGAUCUGUCGCGCGCACGGCCCAGCCGAACGCCACCCGCCCACCCUGUACAAAUUCAGCAGCCGAUUCUGAGCCACUAACAGAGGCCAUAUGUGUUCCCUGCGUGAUGGGUUUGCUGCUAGCGAUAGCAAAAUCCCCAUCUGCUGCUGCGUGUUCGACUGUUCAUGUCAACUGCCCGGAAUGUUUGUCAUGCUACAUACUCCAUAAACUCAUGUUGGCGUAGUGUAUAUUUAUUCAGUGUGUGAAUACAACUGACUCGUG
Messenger RNA from Amphibalanus amphitrite, 3014 nucleotides. It is a transcript of the gene NKAIN, whose product is annotated as sodium/potassium-transporting ATPase subunit beta-1-interacting protein 4-like. NCBI's taxonomy places the organism in Eukaryota, Metazoa, Arthropoda, Thecostraca, Balanomorpha, Balanidae. The coding region runs from base 218 to 1351 and encodes 377 amino acids. The record is from RefSeq and is a predicted model, not a curated record. The transcript is spliced from 8 exons. Gene Ontology annotation, biological process: regulation of sodium ion transport.